AAGCUGCAUGUUUUAAAGUCCUCACAGAGAGGUAACUCAGAAUGUGUGGUGGGAAACAGGAAUCAGCAUCUGUCGACCUUUCUGUUUCCUGAUAAUGUCGCUCAUAUUAAUUAUGACUUAUUCCGCUUUUAACUUCGACCUCAAUCACACACCUGUUUGUUUUACAAGGAAACAAAGCUUCUGUGGUUUUCCUUCUAUAGCGUACGUGGCCUUUAUAAGAAUAAAACGUCGGACAUUUUACGUCAUUUGGCAAGAGGAAAUACUAAUGCAGAGGUAGAUACUUUUUUUGUCAGGCUGGAAAAUAGAUAUAAUUGACAAAAGUGAGAACUGGAUGUGUGGAUAUGUUGUGCCUGUCUGUAACAAUCCUAUGAUAAUAAGAUAUUAAUUGGCCAAAUGAUGAGUUUUCAUGAUUAACUGCAAUAAUAGGUUUGCAGAAAUGGGAAGAAAGAAUAAACAUCUAACAUUCCCACUUCCUCUUAGGGUAGUAUACAACAACCCUGGCACAUGAAUGCACUCUCAUUCAUGCAGAUCUGGACACAUUGUACACAUUUGGUGAUGUGCGUCGAUAGAAAAUGCAAAGUUUCUGAGAAAUACUUUGCGAUAAAGACCGACGAAGAACAACGCUUGGCACCCUGAGGUGAAAGCUGACUCAGAGACUUGAUUCUGGUCCAAGCCAUGCUUUGUGAAGGCAGAUUGUGGAGCAUGACCUACGGUGAACUGGAGGAUCUGGAUCCUCUCCCUCCUCAGAAAGCUCCCCAGAGUGCUUAUGGGGUGCAGAGAGCAGCUGCUACCCUGGUGCCAGGCUCCAUCAGACACACUCCACUCGUUCAUCAUUCCCCCGAGCUGACAGGUUGUUCAGACCACAGCAGUGAUUCGGUGGAGUUGUACAUUUCUCCGCUGCAGUCCUUUGAUCUCCUCGGAGCCCAGCCAGGCAGACAGAUCUCUCCGGAGAUAGAGAUCCCGGCUCAGGCUCGCUCAGUUGGUGAUGCCCCUUUCUUGGUCCCCUCCUUCUGUCAGAGCAUCUGCCAAAAUUACAGCGACCUCCACAUUGGAGGAGACCAGGUGCUGCCUCUCUCAACCAAUGAUGGUGAGCUCCGGGUCUGUACUGACACGCAGGCUGUCGGCCCUUUCCUCCAGUCCUGUGAUGUCCCCCCAGCCGUGGAGGACUCUCCCCCAGGACAGACAUCUCAGGACGGACUUCUGCAUCCACCCAGGGGGGGUUCAAAUCGCUGGAGACUGGGGAGUGCUCGUGAUCGGAGCUUUUUGUUCCAGGGCCGUGAAGGUCCAUUCUCCAACUCUCUUCUAAAUCACUAUCUGGAGCAGAAACUCUUAGAUUUGUACCAGCAAUACAUGAUGGAGAACAUGGCCAGGGAAGGGGCCCCAGGUUCGGGUUCUGACCCGGGCCACAUUUGCCCUCUGCUGGGCUCGGAGCUGGUCCUCACCAGCCUAGACCAGAUCACUUUGCAGCUGAGUCGGGAAGGGAACCUGGAGGCCGGCCUUGCCAAGGACAUGGUCCUCAGCUGCCUGCUGCGGGUGGCUGGUGACAUGCAGUCAAGUGAGAUCAGCACUCCCUUUCUGCAGAUUUCAAAUGAGGCACCGAGGGAGCAGCUCACAGAGAAUAAAGAAGAGUAACCCAGGGUCAAGGAACACACCCAAUACAAUUUAAUUUGAGUUUCAUCACCAAAAAAAAGAUGAAACUGAUAACUAAAUUCCUUUUUUUUUUAUAAGCUGUGGAGAGGAUGGAGUAGAAAGCUAAAACUGUAUGUAAUUAAUAAUGGCCAGAAGAUUUUGCUCUGUUUAGUAGUUCAUGUGGUGUGGCUGUGCAGUUUUCAAUUUCUGAAGGACAAUAAAGACAGGAACUGAAAAUUGAAACUUAAAAAAAGAGAAAUGUCUCUAUGGUUAAGUGCAGAAGAA
Messenger RNA from Cottoperca gobio, 1914 nucleotides. RefSeq lists its product as uncharacterized. Gene Ontology annotation, biological process: regulation of toll-like receptor signaling pathway. The coding region runs from base 676 to 1632 and encodes 318 amino acids. The transcript has 2 exons. Lineage: Eukaryota; Metazoa; Chordata; Actinopteri; Perciformes; Bovichtidae. The record is from RefSeq and is a predicted model, not a curated record.